AUGACAAUAGUUACUCUUAGAUCAAGAAAUGGCGAGUACACAUAUACAAAGGAGUUUGAGUCUGACCACACAAUACUCCAUGUCAAAGAGUAUUUGAAGAGUCAGAUGGAGGGAUACGGCAUGGAGUCUAUUGAGAAGGGGAUAAAGAUAAUUCUCAAUGGGAAGAUUGUGAGCGAUGCUGUCCAGCUCCAUACACUAGGCAAGGAGAGCCUCCAUCUGGUGUAUGAUGUUCCUGGACACAAGGAAAAUGAAAUAUCCAUGGGAGGCGAACGGACUUCAUGUGAGGAGAUAGAGACUAACGACAUAUCGAUUAAGAUAUCUGUGUCUGUUAAAGAAACAGGGGCAAAGAUAAUGGCCAAUCCUGAAGACCUUGUGAUGUUUAAUGGUGAGGUUUACCUGGUUCAAGAAAGAAAAAAGAUACUGACUCUGAAGAGCGUUAUGAACCUGCUGGGAGGCAUCAAGGUCUGUAAAGAGGAUCUUGCUAAGUUUAUGGUUUUCUUCCUCCUUCUGUACACAGGAAAUGGGGGAAUAGUCUUUGUGCUGGGAUGCGUGUUUGCUCUUGAGCUUUUUAGCAGAAGACUCUCUUUAACACACCAAAACCAUUUCAAGAGCAUGGAUCACUUCUGCAGAUCGUUCUACAUGUUCUUUGUUAGUUUGUUCCUUAUAGACCACGGUAGGUUCUAG
Molecule: messenger RNA, 684 nt
Organism: Encephalitozoon hellem ATCC 50504
Lineage: Eukaryota; Fungi; Microsporidia; Unikaryonidae
Exons: 1
Coding region: 1-684 (227 amino acids)
Molecular function (GO): protein binding
Source: RefSeq, a predicted model, not a curated record